This is a messenger RNA of Brassica oleracea var. oleracea, 776 nucleotides long. RefSeq names its product ubiquitin-conjugating enzyme 15. NCBI's taxonomy places the organism in Eukaryota, Viridiplantae, Streptophyta, Magnoliopsida, Brassicales, Brassicaceae. The transcript has 6 exons. The record is from RefSeq and is a predicted model, not a curated record. The coding region runs from base 95 to 580 and encodes 161 amino acids.
AAUUAAUGAAAAGGAAAGUGUCCCUUUGAAAAAAAAAACCGUGAAGAGUAAAGGAGGCGACGCAUCGCACACCUUCAUUCUCUCUUUCUCCGCCAUGACCAGCUCUUCCGCUCCCUCACGCAAGGCCUUAAGCAAGAUCGCGUGCAAUAGGUUGCAGAAAGAGCUUACCGAGUGGCAAUUAAAUCCUCCCACUGGAUUUAGGCACAAAGUUACCGACAAUCUUCAAAAAUGGACAAUCGAUGUGACCGGAGCUCCGGGGACGCUCUACGCGAACGAGACUUACCAGCUUCAGGUUGAAUUUCCCGUUAAUUACCCUAUGGAAGCGCCCCAGGUUAUUUUUGUUCCUCCGGCACCGUCACACCCACAUAUUUACAGCAAUGGACAUAUUUGUUUGGAUAUUCUAUAUGACUCGUGGUCACCUGCAAUGACUGUGAGUUCCGUCUGCAUCAGCAUUCUCUCCAUGCUAUCAAGUUCACCUGCAAAGGAACGCCCCGCAGAUAAUGAUCGUUACGUGAAGAAUUGUAAGAACGGGAGGUCUCCUAAGGAGACGAGGUGGUGGUUCCAUGACGACAAGGCUUGAUGCAACGAACAAGAGAAGCCCUUUAUUGUAAUAUGAAGAUGACAAUCCUCACACAUUUAAAUGUUUUCAACUUAUUGUCUCCAUCUUUUUCACUUUUACCUAUGGAAUGUCAAGCUCACACUUCCCAAUAACUCAAAGAGGAGAAAAACAUUGCCGGAAUCUGAAAUCCCAUAUACACUUUUUGAUUUUAAAUUUG